GUCUCACCACCCCACGCCGCCCCUUCCUCUUCCUCUCCUCUGCCUCGCUUUAGCUUAGCCGCCGCCGCCGCCACUACGCGCUCUCGCGGUCCGUGUUGUCGCCUCGAUCUGCCCACGAUGGCGUCCCGCGCCGCAGCGCUGCUCGUGGCCGUGGCCGUGGCGGCAGUGCUGUUCGCCGCGGCGUCGGCGCAGGAGACGGACCUGGGAGUGCCGCCCGCGCCGGCGCCCGUCACGGGCGCGGCAGCGGGGGCCGCGGCGUCGGCCCUGGAUGUGGCUUGCUCUGUCGUCUUAUCCGUCCUCGUCGCCGGUGGCCUCAUGCAGUAGGCGCUGCCGUGGACGUGCCGGUUCGCUGCUGAACCGGGGUUGGGUUGGACCCUGUUCGUUUUCGUCUUAGCUAGCACUAGAAGUAGCGGUGAUGGGGUGUGUGUGGUUGUGUCCCUGUCCCUGGUGGCCGUUGCGAUCUGUGGGCGUGUUCGGCUGGCUGCAAGCCGACACUGUUGCAGCUGUUUGGAUUGCUGCAGCUGCAAUCCAUAGAGAGAAAAAUACUGUAGAAGCCGCAGCCGCAGCCGGAUUGCAGCCGCAGCAAGCCGCAGCGAACAAGCUGUGUGUGUGCUAUUAUCGCUUAUUCUUUUGUACCAUAUACGUACCCACAUACUGCAUUGUUCGUAUGUAUACCUUGUGUGGAGAGGCGCCUGUUCUAUGAA
Zea mays is the source of this 704-nucleotide messenger RNA. RefSeq lists its product as uncharacterized. The transcript has a single exon. The record is from RefSeq and is marked validated. The coding region runs from base 416 to 703 and encodes 95 amino acids. NCBI's taxonomy places the organism in Eukaryota, Viridiplantae, Streptophyta, Magnoliopsida, Poales, Poaceae.